AUGACGUUCAGAAGUGACUCUGACAUCCCGGUGCCUUACGGUAGAACGGUUCCUCUACCUUCGCCAGUGGACGUGGACCUGACAAAUGUAGAAGAUGCUCUGUCCAAGUGUAUCCACGCAGUCAAUGCCGAAUGGAGACCAAAUUGCAAUGACACGGACAUCUACAUAUUCUACCUGGUAUUCGAAAACUCAAGUUGUCGCCAGUAUAUGACAGAGAAAUUAUUCCAUCAUGCAUAUGCUAAGGGCGCCAUUCCUGUUAUCCUAGGACCCCCACUGAUAGACUGCUUGAGCCUGUUGCCUCCAAACUCCUUCCUCCAUGUGGAUAGCUACAAAAGCCUUAAAGACCUGAACAGAAAAUGA
This is a messenger RNA of Pectinophora gossypiella (pink bollworm), 360 nucleotides long. Its product is annotated as alpha-(1,3)-fucosyltransferase 7-like. NCBI's taxonomy places the organism in Eukaryota, Metazoa, Arthropoda, Insecta, Lepidoptera, Gelechiidae. Gene Ontology annotation, cellular component: membrane. The coding region runs from base 1 to 360 and encodes 119 amino acids. The record is from RefSeq and is a predicted model, not a curated record. Gene Ontology annotation, molecular function: alpha-(1->3)-fucosyltransferase activity. The transcript has 4 exons.